AUGCCGCACAAGAGCCAAGAGCAGCUGCGCAAGCAUCAGCUUCCACUGCCAGCAGCGUCUGCAGCUCUAUCUGCGCCUGCGUCUGCGUCUGUUGCACCAACAACACCACCACCACCACCACCACCACCGUCACCAUCACCACCACCACACUCACCACCACCACACUCACCACCACCACCACACUCACCACCACCGCACUCACCACCACCACCACACUCACCACCACCACCAUCUGCGUCUGGGUCCGUGUCUGCUCCUGCUCCUGCUCCAACCUCCUCGCCAUCAUCACAACUUCAUCAGCCUGUGAUCGAUCUCUUGCAAAAGAUCAUUGAGACACAGAGGCAUCAACAGCAGCACGCUGAUUAUGUGCUGCACCUGGUGGCAGACCUCGGCAAGCAGGUCAAACUGCUUGAGCGGCGGCUUGAGCGGCGGCUUGAGGAGCAGCAACCACAAUCAGCCCUGGUGGCACUUGUGGCAAGUUUCGCACCCCUGUGA
Messenger RNA from Protomyces lactucae-debilis, 495 nucleotides. RefSeq lists its product as uncharacterized. Bases 1 to 495 code for a protein of 164 amino acids. Lineage: Eukaryota; Fungi; Ascomycota; Taphrinomycetes; Taphrinales; Protomycetaceae. The record is from RefSeq and is a predicted model, not a curated record. The transcript has a single exon.